Molecule: messenger RNA, 670 nt
Organism: Eriocheir sinensis (Chinese mitten crab)
Lineage: Eukaryota; Metazoa; Arthropoda; Malacostraca; Decapoda; Varunidae
Gene: RpL19
Product: 60S ribosomal protein L19-like
Exons: 5
Coding region: 51-629 (192 amino acids)
Biological process (GO): translation
Cellular component (GO): cytosolic large ribosomal subunit; ribosome
Molecular function (GO): structural constituent of ribosome; RNA binding
Source: RefSeq, a predicted model, not a curated record
CAACGUCGGCGCCAUGUGCAGCUCUUUCCCUUCUCCCUGGCAACUCCACGAUGAGUUCGCUCAAGGUUCAGAAGCGCCUCGCCUCGGAGGUGCUGAAAUGUGGCAAGAAGAAGGUGUGGCUGGACCCUAAUGAAAUUGGGGAGAUCGGCCAGGCCAACUCACGCCAGAACAUCCGCAAGCUUAUCAAGGAUGGCCUCAUCAUCAAGAAGCCACAGAACGUCCACUCCCGCGCCCGCGUCCGCAAGAACCAGGAGGCACGCAGGAAGGGACGGCACAUGGGCUUCGGCAAGAGGAAGGGCACAGCCAACGCCCGUAUGCCCCAGAAGAUUCUUUGGAUUCGUCGCAUGCGAGUGCUGCGUCGCAUGUUGAAGAAGUACCGCGACAACAAGAAGAUUGACAGGCAUCUCUACCAUGAGCUGUACAUGAAGGUUAAGGGUAAUGUCUUCAAGAACAAGCGCGUCCUUAUGGAGUACAUCCACAAGAAGAAGGCCGACAAUGCACGUGCCAAGAUGCUGAGCGACCAGGCUGAGGCGCGCCGCAACAAGGCCAAGGAGGCUCGCAAGCGUCGCCAGGACCGUGUGGCCGUCAGGAAGGCUGAGGCGAUGAAGAGCAAGGAGGAUGCCGAGUAAAGAGUGUGAUGUACCCUAAGGAAUAAAGAAAAAAAUGGUAA